Clonostachys rhizophaga is the source of this 1824-nucleotide messenger RNA. NCBI's taxonomy places the organism in Eukaryota, Fungi, Ascomycota, Sordariomycetes, Hypocreales, Bionectriaceae. The record is from the annotation of a GenBank genome assembly.
AUGGGAUACUUGGAGAGGAAAUGCCAAAUAUGUGGCGUGAGCUUCAAUGUCAGCCGCUAUCCCACGAAGGAGGAGGUUUUCGCUGGCGUCCCCUGGCGACCGUGGCUGGAAGGGGCCACACAUGAUUACAGGCACAAGUACGAGUGCAAACGUGGAGGAUGCCAAGUGAUCAAUACCUGGCAGGCAGAAUUGGACUUUUCUGAUGACGACAGACAAGACGAUGAUGACCAUCCCGAUCGGGGCAGUGACCGACUCCAUGACGGCGAUGAUGGUUGUUAUCAGUCCGAGACCGACCCUGUUGAGGAGACGUAUGAGUACAAUACGCCAAACGAGAGUGAGGAAGAAGUCCCGAUCGGCGCAUCCGAGACCACAACUGACACGCUGGGUGCUGCUGAUCCUGAACCAGCCGAUGACUUACUGUACUCGGCAUUUCUCGACUCUUUGCCCCUCAGAACACCGGGUCGUUCCUACUUUUGGGCCAAGCACAUAAGACACAUCUAUGAAAAUGCCUCCUCGGAAGACGAUAGGCUGUGGAUGGACUACCAGCAUGUCAGCGGCCCUGGCUGCCGCAACACAGGUGCAUAUAACGGCUGCUUGCUAUCUGCUGAAGAAGCCCGUGGAUGCUCUACGCUUCAAUGUCUUGUACCAAAGUCUUCCUCGAAUCCUUUCACAGCGGAGAGGAUUGACGACGAGUUUGAGAAAUCGAGCGGUUUCUUCCUGAGUGGGCUUUGUGAUAGGGUACCCAGCGUGGAUGACCAACUGCCCGCAGCGUACCCUCCACGACAUAACACCGAGAGACCACUGGCUGCUAACUUCCUACUUCAUGAGGAGGUGGUCCCGAAUAUAGCGAUACCUUUUCAUCCAACCUGCUUGGAAAUUUUUAAGCGAGCCUGUCUUCAUCGGUAUGGGGAGGUCCAAAUUCAGGCGUUGACCGACUGGUUCUCCCUUGAAGCAACCCUUGAUGUGGUGCUUCACGGGUUUCCAAGAGACGAGGCAGUACGCAAGGGUAGCUUGCAGUACUGGGAUCAUUGGCCAGGUGAUGAAUUCUUGGCCGCCAAUCCGUGUUUCAUCCCCGCCUUGGAAUCAUAUUUGGACAAAGCGAUGGCAAGGGGAUCGGCCAUCACCGAUCCCCACGAGGUUGCUGUUCCUAUUGGAAAUUGCGACAGUACCUCGGUCGGAAAGGACUGCUUCUCCAAGCUUCCAUUCGAGAUCCGUCUUGAGCUCUUGGCUCACUUGGGGCCUGGCGAUAUUGCUAAUCUUCGACUUGCAUCCAAAGCUUUCAGAACUCUGCCUCAGUAUUUGUUCCGAAACCUGCUGCAAAAGAACUAUCCCUGGGUUUAUGAAGCCUGGUGUGCACAUCCAUACUCAUUUUGGGUCACCAAGGAGGCCCGGGAUGUGAGGAAAAUAGAUGAUGACUGGCAGGACCAGCGGGAAUUGCUGGAGACAAAGAUCCAAAUCUUGAAAGCGGAGGCACUGCCAGAUUCGAGCAAUGAGGAUGCGAUCACGGCGAUAAGAGAAAUCCUGAAGCAAGAAGAAGUCGAGUAUGAAAAUAUCUUCCAGUCCCAACCAGCAACCAACCUUUCCGUUUCCAAGACGGAUUGGUACCGUCUCUUUUGCGAUAUAACCAAGAACCGACGACGAAUUAAUGGUCUAAGAAAUCGCGAACGAAUCUGGAAGGACUGUAAUGAGAUUCUCGACCGGGUAGAACGUCACCGUGCAGAGGGGAGACUGGGAACUGAAAUGACGGACGCCGAGCGACGAAUGCAGACGAUGGCAAAGUACGGUAGUCCGGAAUGGUUCAGACGGCAGUCUUCGGAAGAAUGA